AUGGAGGAUACCAACCAAGUCGAGCACGAGCAAAUUUCGACCGCUCUCGAGGUGGAGCAGAUUGAAGUGAACCUCUUUCGGUCAAAGUCGCUAUGGCUGCCACUCCGGGCUCGAGGGGUGUUUGGAGGUCAAGUCAUCAGUCAGGCCUUGGUUUCGGCUACAAAUUGCGUUGAUCCAGCAUUCGCACUUCAUUGCUAUUUCCUCACAAGCGCGUCCCCGUCCACCCCAAUCGUAUACUAUGUCGAGCGCCUCCGCCAAGGACGGUCAUACUGUACCCGCUCCGUGAAAGCUGUCCAGAAUGGCGAAAUCAUUUUCAUCAUGCUAUGUUCGUUCCAAAAACCAGAACCGUGGCAACCCUCACAUCAGUGGCCCAUGCCCAAGGUCCCUGCGCCGGAAGAGUGUGAACUGGACGAAACGAAGUACGCUCGGGCGAUACGGGAAAAACAGCUACACCCCAAAUUAGCGGCGCUGUACCAAGAUCUUGUUGCUGAGCGGUCUCGUAGUCCUAUCGCUAUCAAGCCUGCGGCGGAGCAUAUCGUCACGUCAGACGGUGUUAUUACCUACAUGUAUUGGAUGAAGGCACGGUCGAUACCAGAAUACGAGCCCUCUUUCCAAAAAUGCAUUCUGGCAUAUUUCUCCGACCACUACUUUAUUUCAACUGCAGCUCGAAUUAUGGGGCUGCGAAGGGGCGGGAAGGGGAAAGAUGCGUUGACUAUGACAUCUACGUUGGAUCACACAAUUUGGUUUUACAAGCAAGUCUACGUUAAGUAUAAGAGCUUUUCAGUGCCUGAUCGUACAUAUCAUUUGCAGCAAUGA
Laccaria bicolor S238N-H82 is the source of this 816-nucleotide messenger RNA. RefSeq lists its product as uncharacterized. Bases 1 to 816 code for a protein of 271 amino acids. Gene Ontology annotation, cellular component: peroxisomal matrix. Gene Ontology annotation, molecular function: fatty acyl-CoA hydrolase activity. The record is from RefSeq and is a predicted model, not a curated record. Gene Ontology annotation, biological process: acyl-CoA metabolic process; fatty acid catabolic process. The transcript is spliced from 7 exons. NCBI's taxonomy places the organism in Eukaryota, Fungi, Basidiomycota, Agaricomycetes, Agaricales, Hydnangiaceae.